AUGGUCCACCCCCACCACCUGAUCAAGCGCUGUAAGGUGUGCUCCGACCAGGCGCCCGGCUUCAACUUUCAGGGGCUGAGCUGCGACUCCUGUAAGGCCUUCUUCCGGCGGAACGCCCACCGAGAGUGCACCUUCCGCUGCAUCAACGGCACCACCGGCCAGUGCCAGGUGAACCUGAUCAAUCGGAAGAAGUGCAAAGCCUGUCGCCUCUUCAAGUGCCUCCACGUGGCCGGCAUGCAGAAGGAGCGCAUUCGAAGAGGUGAGGAGAGAAGCUAUCAGCAACAGCAACAGCAACAGCAACAGCAGACACAACUCUCGCCCUUUGACCCUAACUUCCGGUGCCUGGACAGCAACAGUCUGCAGCUGUACGAGCAGCGUCAGCUGGCGCUGGUGGAGUACGCCUUUGGCGCCUACCUCGACGAGACCAACCUGCCCAUUGUCGGCCGGCUGGAGACGCCCAGCGAGAUACUGAACCUGCCCGGGGAGUACAUCGUCUCGACGAUUCGCUUCUGCAAGCGGCUGCCCGCCUUCCGCAGCCUGCCCGCCGCCGACCAGCUGAUCCUCUUCAAGGGCUUCUUUCCGGAGAAGAACUCAGUUCGGGUGUCGUACAAGUACGACCAGGAGAUUGACGGCUGGACGGGCGUCCGCGACUACCAGGAGCCGCAGCAACGACACGGCGUCCUCGUCACCCUCAAGAACAUGCGCCCCUGGGCCUGUGAGGAGCUGGUGUCGGUCUUCUUCAGCUUCAUCCGGCAGCUGCACGAGGAGAUGGAGGAUGAUGUCAAUAUUCGCAAUUUGGUAGGAGAGUUUGGAGAGUUCUAG
Messenger RNA from Rhagoletis zephyria (snowberry fruit fly), 822 nucleotides. The record is from RefSeq and is a predicted model, not a curated record. NCBI's taxonomy places the organism in Eukaryota, Metazoa, Arthropoda, Insecta, Diptera, Tephritidae.